This is a messenger RNA of Neurospora hispaniola, 1053 nucleotides long. RefSeq lists its product as uncharacterized. NCBI's taxonomy places the organism in Eukaryota, Fungi, Ascomycota, Sordariomycetes, Sordariales, Sordariaceae. The record is from RefSeq and is a predicted model, not a curated record. The coding region runs from base 1 to 1053 and encodes 350 amino acids. The transcript has 2 exons.
AUGGCAUCCAUACCUCCAUCGGACAACGACGUUCGCAGGGCGUCCAACACACCCCCGGAGGUGGUUACAUCCUCGCCGACGUCACUAAACCUCCUCAACACCUUGAUGAUGAAUUUGUCGAUUUUCAUGUCGACGAAAGACGUACGGAGUUUGUACGCGAUGGACCAUGCAUUGCGGAAGCUGGGGCAGGUUAGACCAGAGGGUACCUCUAUCUUGCAAGACAACGAUAUGGUGUCGGAGGCCAUCGAUCAUGUUGAGCUCCUUUUUGCCUCUGGACAGGCGCUGGAUGAUGCAGAGUUGGGAGAUGUGACCAAAGCAUGCCAGAUGCUCUGGCCUUCCGACGCCAAAACUCUCACGCAGGAGCGUAUUACAUGGAUGUAUAGGAGCAUGCAGCAGGGUACUUUGGCAGGCAAGCCAGCCUUGUUGGCGAAUCGUUUCCAGGAUUUCAUCGUCUAUUGCUGCGGGUGGUUAGAAGGACUGAGCCAGCCUCCUCAGCCGGACUCAGAAACAUCGAGCUGCAUCAUCCGAGCCGCAUACCGCUUUGCCCGGCGGGGUCCUGCAAAAGACCGUCCGGAAAUUCCGGUUAUCAACACGGCCAACCCCAUUAUGCCAUUCGCCCAAUAUAUUGCUUCUACGAUCGGAGACUUGGAAGACUUCCGUGACGAGAUCCAGGGCCAGCUGGACAUUGACAAACAAGAAUACGGCGGAUCGUUCGUGGCCCUCAGAGCAGCAGAGUGCGGGGAUUACAUGGAAAAAUGUUACGAAAUGUUGGCGUCGACCACAGAUCACGAUGAGGCCAAGGCGGCCGCAGAGGAUUUGGGAUAUCUGUUCAAGAUUCAAUCACAACUCCAGCAGCACGAGAUCUUGAGAAGAUUGGAGGAUACGAUUCGCCGCCACAAACAUUUUUGGGAAAUGCUCAAGGCCAACGAGCUCGAGUUUGACUCGGACGAGCAUGAUACGGAAGUUGCGGAAGAAGGAUGUGUUGAGGGUGAAGGGCAGCAGCAAAGUGGAGGUGAUGAAGCAGUGGAAGAUGCAGUCGGCAGCACUUCCUAA